GUCUGUUAGCCAGGUUUACACAUUCAUCAGAUGUAUGCAGCUUGUCACUCAGACAACAGAGUCACAGAGACAGGCUUCACCUCGAGAUACUACAGCAUAGCAGAAAAAAAGAGAACACUGUUCAUCAGGGUCAGCAGAAGCUGUCACCAGGAGACUGUUGUAUACCGAGCUGCAGUAACUAAAAGGAGGUCAGCACAAUACAUUAUUAUUCUUGCGCCAACAAAAGAAGAAACCAUUGAAAUACACAGCAUCACAAUUUAGUAGCCUCACGUUCUGGUGAUGGGUACGUACAUUGGUCACAUUUCUCCCGGUUUGGCAUUCCUGUCUUUUGGAAUCCUGUACGCUGUCAGGUACUCCUUGAUGGUGCUGAAUGGAUGCAGAGAACAGUACCCUCCUAGAACAAAGAAACCUGGUAACAUCCUGAAGACACUGCCUGUAGAAGGGGUGAUGAAGUUGAUUUAUGGCUUGAUGGCUGUCUUAGCUGAGUUCUUCUUUCCUCCUGGAGUCCAGAAACUUAGGUUCUUCAGGUCAGAUGACCCUGAUUUUCACUUCCAGAAUCCAAGCGAGUGGCAGCAUGCCACAAUGUAUGGGUAUUUCUGUGUUAGCGGAAUGCUGGACAUCAUAAGUCAGUCCUGUUUGCGUCAACGCUGGCCACUGCUGGAACACUUGGGAGUUACUGCAGCUUUUUUCAUUACCACCCUCCUUCUCAAAUUCCAUAGUCAUGGGAAAGAUAUGAUUGAGGUUCAAGUUCACUACCUGCUGCUAGUCACUUGCGCCCUUACCAGUAUUAUCUUCAUAAUUGAGAUCUGGUUGCCAAAUCAACCACGACUAUGGUUUUCCAAAACAUGGCUAGUACUUGUGCAGGGAACAUGGCUUUUUCAUGCUGCCUUUAUCUUGUACAAUCCACCAACUGGUCAUACCUGGAAUGCUAGUGAUCAUGCGGAUCUCAUGUUUCUCACAACAUUUUACUGCUGGCACUUAGCAUUUAAUGUUGGGUUACUUGGUGUAAUAUUUUGGGUCACAUUGAUCUUACACCGUCGCUGGGGUGAAAAAAUAAAUCGAAAUGGCUACCAUUUGGCUGGAGAGAUGGAGAAGCUGACUGCAGUUGGUGAUGAAGAUUUAUAAUUUGAAUAUCAUUUCAUAAUUACUUUUGAAAUCCUAGACAGAUGUGUAGGAAAAGCCUUGCUUCAUAAGGUAUUGGGACACAUACAUCAUUAAACCACCAUUCCUAGCUUACAACAAUAUCACCGGCAGAUUCAAAGAGAUCUCAAGGAUCUGUUGUUUGCUGUAUUUGUGUUAAAUCUGAGGUCAUAGAGCUAUACCCGGAAUAAAAUGAUUUCUAGGUUUAUGACUUUAUUAAAAUGCGUUCUUAUAGAAGUUUAUUAUAGCAGGCAGUACCAGGAUUCAGUAUACCAGUGUUCAAACUGGGAUUGUUUUUAUAGUAGAAAAUGCGCAGAACACUCCACCACCAAAUCAGUCUUGGACAUUCUGGCAUUUAUGGUUUCCACGUCUUAAGGACACAAAACUGAUCUUAAAAAUGUCUCUGAGCAAACAUGUAUUAUUUAAAAUGAUUAAUAACAACUGUGUUCAAGCACUGGUAUGUGUACAAAAAAUAAAACAUUCCAGGAGUUAUGGAGCAGUUGUGUUUUGUGACAUGCUGUAUUCUGUAACAGAACCCUAUUGCAAUGUUUUAUAAUAUGUCUAAUAUCUGUAUCACUGUGUUGUCUGCUGUUGAGCAUAUAUACUGAUUUCUGCUUUGGUAACAUGUUAAUGUAUGGGGCAUGUCGCAUAUAUACCUGUGUGUGUGUGUGUGUAUAUAUACCGUAUUUGCUCGAUUAGAUGACCCUGAUUAUAAGACGACCCUCCAAAAUUUGAAAGAGCCUGAAUAAUAAAAAAAAGAAAAGGCCUGAAUAGAAGACUACCCUAUAGGAAAAAAGUUUUACUAGUAAAUAUUAAUUCACAUAUUACCAUAUUUUUACGUUUUAAUAAAAUCUAUGAUUGAGAAAAA
This is a messenger RNA of Spea bombifrons (plains spadefoot toad), 2008 nucleotides long. RefSeq names its product transmembrane epididymal protein 1A-like. Bases 280 to 1125 code for a protein of 281 amino acids. The transcript is spliced from 3 exons. NCBI's taxonomy places the organism in Eukaryota, Metazoa, Chordata, Amphibia, Anura, Pelobatidae. The record is from RefSeq and is a predicted model, not a curated record.